GGCAGAGCGCAGCGCGCAGCGGAGCUCCGGACGCACCUGCAUGGACAGAGAGCGGAGUGACCAUCAGUGAGCAGGAAGCAGCCUUUCACCUGCUUCGAACUACACACACCCCCCUGCAAACAUCUGUCGUCUCUGGCAGAGAGGACCAUUCUGACGAAGACUUUACUGCUGAGGAGUAACACGUCUACCUCUUUUGCGUGUGCCAUGGACCACUGCGUUGUUUUAGCGCUUUGCACGCGUUUAACCGGCUUCAUGGUUUAAACCACCUACAGCCUAUUGAAAACUCCGCGCGACCUGCGAGGGGCUGCAAAUCGAGUUCAGAGUUAAUUGUUCGACAAUGUCCCAGAGCAUCUGCGUGGAAAACUUGAAGGCAUGCUGCAUAUUCACAGCUGUGACCGUGCGAGCACGCUGAAACAGAUGGACACAACAACACACUGGAGUCGUGCUGUGUUGCUGAAUGGGUGACGAGCUACCAGUCACCUCACAAACCCUGUGAAGCUCCCUUCCACCGCACCGUGCAGGACAGGGUCCCCCAACAGAGUAGCAGGAAUGUACCAGGAAGUGGCAUUCCUCGCUGGCAGCACUGAGCACCAGUUCACCCCCUAUCACUUCAACCCUGUGGAGAACCCAAAGGAGGUCACCUCCAAGAAGGGCUUAUUCUACAAACGAGCUCAGCUACUACUUCAACCCCAGCCUCGCAAGCAGGAUGGCGAUGAGAUCGGCCUGGCUGACGGCGCAGCCAUUAUCAACGUGGGGGGCAUCAAGUACCGCAUUCCCUGGUCAACACUGGAGGAGUUCCCCCUGACACGACUGGGCAAGCUGCGCGGCUGUAGCAGUGAGGCCGAGAUCAUGGAUUUGUGCGACGACUACGACGACAGCCGAAAUGAGUAUUUCUUUGACCGCAGCCCGACUGCUUUCCGCACCAUAGUCUCUUUCUUAGCAGCGGGAAAGCUACGGCUGCUGAGGGAGAUGUGUGCCCUGUCCUUUCAGGAGGAGCUGCUGUAUUGGGGGGUGGAGGAGAACAACCUGGACUGGUGCUGCCUCAGAAAGCUGCGGCUCAGGCAGGAGGAAUACAAGGAGCUGCAGAGGCUAGAGGAGGAGGAGGCCGAGCUGACCUCGCCCCAGUCCUGCGAUGAGAGCCAGCAGCUUCCCGGAGUGGUGAUGCAGGAAGAGACCCGAACGGGAGGCUGCAUGCGAAGACUGCGGGACAUGGUGGAGAACCCCCACUCUGGCCUGCCAGGGAAGAUCUUUGCCUGUUUGUCAGUGAUAUUUGUAGCCAUUACUGCUGUGACGCUGUGUGUCAGCACCAUGCCAGAUCUCAGAGAGGAGGAGGAGAGGGGUGAGUGCUCCCAGAGGUGCUAUAACAUCUUCGUGCUGGAGACGGUGUGCGUUGCCUGGUUUUCGCUGGAGUUCAUGCUGCGCUUCAUUCAGACGCAGAGCAAGUGUAUGUUCCUGCGUACGCCUCUAAACGUCAUCGACGUGGUGGCCAUCCUUCCCUACUACAUCACUCUCAUCGUGGACUCUAUGUCAGUGGGAGGGAAACCAACAGGCUCAGGGAACAACUACCUGGAGAAGGUGGGGUUAGUCCUACGAGUCCUGCGGGCUCUAAGGAUCUUUUACGUAAUGAGGUUGGCUCGUCAUUCUUUAGGCCUGCAGACGCUCGGCUUGACAGUGAGGAGGUGCACGCGCGAGUUUGGCCUGUUGCUGCUGUUCCUUUGUGUGGCCAUGGCUCUUUUCUCCCCACUGGUGUUUCUAGCUGAGAGUGAGCUGGGUGCCAAGCAGGAGUUCACAAGUAUCCCUGGUAGCUACUGGUGGGCCGUUAUCUCCAUGACGACAGUGGGAUAUGGAGAUAUGGUGCCUAGAAGCAUCCCUGGCCAGGUGGUGGCACUCAGCAGCAUCCUGAGCGGCAUUCUCCUCAUGGCCUUCCCCGUCACCUCCAUCUUUCACACAUUCUCCCGCUCUUAUUUGGAGCUGAAGGAGGAGCAGAACCGGGCACUGCGGCAGAAGCUGGACUCGCAGGACAGCACCAAGUCCCAGAACAGCGAAGACUCUCAGGAGACGGACAGCUACCAUGGCAUCACGGAGGCCACAGCCUCAACCUUGCAGAGGAGGAAGGCCAUGGCUGCGCAGAGGGCCGCUGAAAUCAAGGCGUCCACGCGAACAUAGCUGAUCUGUCUGUCUUCGUCAAGCAACAGCCCGGGAGGCUGUGACACUGAGCGCCAGGACUUCAAAGUUGACAAGCUGCAGGAUUGUGAGCAGGGAGGAGAUUUUCCUCUCCGGAGCUUGACUUCCCUGCUUUGAUCAUGUAAAGCGACUGUGCACCAGAGUGUGUCUGAAUUUGUUUAGUUUAACAGAGAAGUUGCAGGGGUCUUUUUAUUCCUCCACAUAUUUGACUUGAAAACACAAGUUACUGUAAACUGUUUGUAAUUAAACAAAUGAGAUUGAAAAAGUAAUUUAUACAGUACUCUCAUUGACUGGGGUUCAGAGUUGAGAAUGCUUACAUGCAAAGUGCGUGCAAAGGAUAACUUAUACAAACACAGUGUUAUUUAGUCCUCAGACUAAAUUCAUUUUUCCUAUGUAGCUACAUUUUAGAGGAUUGUCUGUUAAGAGGUAAAAUGCCAGACAUGUAUUAUUAUUUAUCAGAUGCAGCAUCAUCUCCAUUUGCUUAAAUGCAUUUUACCCUAGGAUGAUCAAGGGAAGAUCCAUUUUUAAAGAUUUAGCUAUCUGCU
Molecule: messenger RNA, 2729 nt
Organism: Labrus mixtus (cuckoo wrasse)
Lineage: Eukaryota; Metazoa; Chordata; Actinopteri; Labriformes; Labridae
Gene: kcng2
Product: potassium voltage-gated channel, subfamily G, member 2
Exons: 3
Coding region: 550-2166 (538 amino acids)
Biological process (GO): potassium ion transmembrane transport; protein homooligomerization
Cellular component (GO): membrane; voltage-gated potassium channel complex
Molecular function (GO): voltage-gated potassium channel activity
Source: RefSeq, a predicted model, not a curated record